CCGACUGGCAACACCGGCUGGAAAAUAAAAAUGGCUACCACUGUGUGCUUGUUAUUGUUCGUGGAAUUUUAAUAAUUACGAAGUUUUUUGUACAAAAUAAACAGCAGAAACGUACCGCUGCAGCGUUAAUUAAUCGUUGAAAAGCAAGCGCGAAUCUUUCUCAACAAUCGAGUGCGCUUAUCGGUGGCCCGCACGCAAGCGAACCGUGUGUAAUUAAGCCCCCGAAAAUCGGCUGCUCCGAAUGCGUGAAAAUUUUCGAGACCCGCUAAAAAGGCAUUUAAUAUUGCACUGCCAAAUGUGAAAUGGAGAACAGUGGGGGCUAUUAUAUCUACGAAUUGCCCUGAACAUUAAUCUGCAGGCGGGCAGGCGAGAUUUUCAGCAGGAAAAGCGCUUGAAAAGUGACGCAGGAAAAUCCCUAUCCGCGCCCCGCACGUGUGUGUGUGUGUGUUGCAGUGCGUGUGUGUUGGUGAGGCUACUACUAAAAAAAGUAAAGAGAAAAAAAAUAGUGGAAAAUGCCCAAAAACAAAAGUCGCAGAGGUUAAAAAAACUAGUGGGGGGACAUCAACGAAAGACAAUAAAUCAAAACCCAUCGAGUGUUAUGCCUAAAAUGCAAUAUUUCCAAUUUCCAAAAGGACGCCACGGCGGUCAAUCGAAAGCUAAAUGCGAGAAUUGAGCAGCGUUCUAACAAUUAAAUAUACGACGCGUGCGAUUGUCGUGUGAUGAUAUGCCACUUAAACAGCAGCUUGAACCGUCACUGGUGCGGAUAUUGGUCUCGCUACCCUGGGAUGCAGCACAACGGCUGCGUCAGCUGGCCAACGAUGGAAAUCCCGAGCUGCGCGCCCUCAACAUUCAGACCGUGCAAUUCGAGGGCGAUUCUGUGAUAAAUUUGAAAGUUGGUGGACAAGAUAUUAAGAUAACCAAGGAUAAUGUAAACGAGACACUCGAGGCGGCUGGCUCGCUUUCCGGCAACAAAAGUGGUCUGCUGGCCACGGGAUUCGAUGGUCCCAGUACCAGCAAGGCGGCCUCCGCCUUCAUGCAACAGCAGCAGCAGAGGAUUCUGCAGCUGCCCCAGAACGAUGCAAUCUCACUCCAGCAAAGAAGAGCGGCGGGCCUUCAGAAGAUUCCCCUCCAGCAGCAACAGCAGCAACAACAACUGCAGCAGCAGCAGCAGGUGGCUCCCGUGACUCCCGCUGUCUUCAAAUCCCCCAAUACCGUGUGCCCCAUGGAGGGCAAGGUUCCUCUCCUGUUGCCCUCGCCCUCCGCCACACAGAGGGACUUCCCCUUCGAGAGCAUGCGGCAGGCGAGAGUGCUGCAAGGUCGCGAGGCAGGUGGUCUGGGUCCGCCCUUGCCACCGCCGCCGCCGCCACCCAACGUGACCCUCAAGGUGCUGAAGACACAACCGCAGGCACCUCAGAAUGGCGAGCUUACACCCACGACGCCAACUUCGGCCACACCAACGCCGCCGGGUAGCAAAGCUCAAUUCAUCCAGCCACCACCGCCGCCAUAUCCGGGUUUGGGAGCUGCCGGCACGGCCAGCAGUGUCAGUUCACCCAUUGCCAUAGCGGGCGUCAGUGCCAAGCCAGCCAUUGUGACGGCACCCAGCCAGCUGAACCAUCCGCUGGGGCAUCCGCCGCUGCCUACGGCGACGUCGACGGGCAGCAAUAACAUUGCCAUAUCGUCACCGCUGCUGGUCAAUCUGCUGCAGAACGACGGCAAUGCCAUGUCGAAUCCGAACCAGCUUAAGUCACCGCAACAGCAGCAGCAGCAGCAAUCGCCGCUGAUUGGCUUGAGUCCCAGUGGAGCGCAGAUGAUGAACUCCCCCAUGCGGUCCUCCGGUCCGGCGACGCCCAGUGAUUUCCUCAUGGGCGAUGUGCUGAGUCCGGUGGUGCCUUCCUCACCCACAACGCCCCAGGCGGCGGCUCCUCCUUGUCCGCCGCCCGUGGUCAUGAGGAGUCUGCAGCAGCAGCAGCAGCAGGCCAUGCUCAGUCCCAGCGGAAAUGGCAAUCACUUGUAUACUCAACAGCAACAGCAGGCUCAGCAGCAGCAGCAGCAACAACAGCAGCCGCAAGGACCACCACCGCAUCGCUUUCAGCAGCAACAUCAGCAAAUGUCGCCGCAGGCUGUGGCCAUGCGACAGCAGCAACUUCAGCGCCAACAGCAGCUCCGAUUCAUGCAACCGCAGCAGCAAUUGCAAGGCCAGCAGCAACAACAGCAACAAUUUCAGCCUGCGCCUGAUUGCUUCAACAACAUGGGCAUGAGUCCAAUGCAACAGCAACAGAUAAGACAUCAAUUGAGACCUGGCGGACUGCCGCUGGCUCCUCCGCCACCUCAUCCGCAGCAGCAACAGCAGCAGCAGCAGCGACUCAUGAGCUUGUCCAUGCCACAGGCAUCACCCCAGCAGCAAUUCAUGAGCGGAGCCUCGCCCCUUGGACCCGCCCUCUCGCCCGCCUCCAGUCAUCACUCGAUGCACAGUCCGCUAAUGGCCAAUCAUCCGGCGCAACAACAGCAGCAACCGCAGAUGGUGUCGCCUGCCCCGGCGCCUGGAUCCUCGGCUCCUAGUGAACUGGCGGGGCCGAUUAUGCCAGCCACUCACCAUGUACCUGCAGCGCCGCCACCGGAUUACAAUCAGGCGGCAGCCAACUCUCGCUGGCCGUUGGCCGGAAUCAAUAAGCCGAUGGACUCGGCCACCAAGAGCAGUUUCCAGGAGUUUACGCGCUACCAGAUGCAGUACAAUCUUCAGCAGCAGCAGCAACAGGUCAAUUUGCCAGGACAGCCGCAACAGCAGCAGCAGGGACAACAGCAACAACAGUUGCCGCCUCCCGCGCUGCCGACACAGCAGCAGCAGCAGCAACAACAGCAACAGCAGGUUCAAGGUCAACAGCCACAGGUUGCGGGUCAGGCUCAAGGUCAAGUGGAUUCGCUGAUGUCGCUUUCCGUGCUGGAUGCCUUAACCACAAACGACUUGGACGCACUGCUGCCCACUUUGAACUGUGAUCUGGACUCGACGCUCAGUCUGGAAGAUAAAAACGAGCUCGAAUCGCUGCUGCAGGAUGCCAAGGAUCUGGAUUUGGAUCUGAUCGAGGACAAUCUAUCGGCAGUGGAUAUGGAUGUGAGGGAUGCGUUGAAUACGCUGCAAGAGGCGCCACUGGAACAGCAGCAACCACAGGCGGUGGUUAUGCAGCAGGCACCACAAAUUUUGCAAAUGCCCUACCAACAGCAGCAGCAACAACAGCAACAUCAGCUGCAGCAGCAACUAAUGCUGCAGCAACAGCAAAGGCAGCAGCAACAAUUGCCGCAGUUGCAACAGCGCCAGCAGCAGCAACAGGUGCAGCGACAAAUGCAACUGCAACAGCAGCAGCAACAACAACAGUUGCAGUUGGUACAACGCCAGCAACAGCAGCAGCAACAGGCACAAUUGCAAGUGCAGCAUCCGCAGCAGCAACAGAGACCGCCCCAGAAGCAAUUUAUCAUUAAUCCACACACUGGGGACAUGGAACCAAUGGCCAGCGACGAUAGCGAAACGGAGGCGGAGGAGGAAACGGCACAGCCGCAAUUCCGCAACAGCAACAUGUCCAGUGGUUUGAGCAGCUUCAAUUUCAAUCCCGCCAACGAUAUGCUUCUGCCAAACAAUAUCUUCUCUGAGGAGGACUCGAAUUCGGCGCAGCAGCAUCCGAUGGCGAUAAGCAGUGAUCAGGAAAGGUCUCGUGAUUCCCUGGCAUCCAACAAAUCGGCCUCAAGCAGAGCCAGGAAAACUCCAGUCUCGAAAGCGAAUCACAGCAAUUUGAAUGCGGGUGACAAUUCGCCUCGUUCCAGCAACAGUUCGCCUUUGAUUGGCCUAAACUCGCCCCAAUCCGUGACAGCCAGUGGAGCGCCCAGCAAGAAGGCAAAGCCGAAUCUGCUGCGCGGAAAGCUGCAGCAGGGCGUAAAGGAGCGCAAGGCCAAGGAUCCCGCGGCCACGCCGAAACCGAAGCGAGAGCGGGCGAAGGGCAAUGCCAAGACGAAGGCGGCCGAGGAGAAGAUUAAGCUGCGUCUCAAACUGGACAAGGUGGAAACGUUGCCGGCAGCGGGAGCUGGCUAUGAGGGGCAGAUAGUUGUCAAUCAACAGCAGCAACAGACCAUAGUGGUCAAUAAUCACAUGCAACAGUUGCCCAUGCAAACACAAUUGUUGACGUUGCCCACACAACAGCAGCAGCAGCAACAGCAGCCGGCUCAGUUGCAGCAACCUCAAAUGCAGUUAACCCAACAACAACAACAACAUCUGCCACAGCAACAACCAUCUCAGCUUCAGCCACAACAACAACAGCAGCAGCAGCAACCGCUUCAACAGCAACAACACCAUCCAGUCUACAGCAACUUUCAGCAACAGCAGCAGCAACAACAGGCUGUCCCUGGUCUCAAUGAGCCGCGUGUGCCUCCCCUGCAAAUCCGUUUGCGCGGCAAGAACCAUGUGGUGGUCAAGAACACGCGAAAGGAUCGAAAGAAGGGACAGAAUCAGGAGGCAACCAUUGAUGAGCGGCAGCUGAAGCGCAGCUUUAGUGAUCAGCCGCCGCAGCAGUUGCUCAUGGAUGCGGUGACGGACAACAAGCAGGUCAAGCUGACGCCACCUCCCCACGUCAAUGGAUUGCCCAUACUGAUACAGAAGACGACGCCAUCGCAAAUGUCGCAGCACCUGCAGAGCGGAGGAGCCACGACCACCACCAUUGUGGCGGGCAAGAAUGGACUGACGAUUAGUGCCAUUGUGGAGGCGCACAAGGCUCAGGCCCAAGCACAGGCCCAAUCCCUGGGUGAGCCUCAGCUGAUUGUGGGAUCCACGAACACGGGCACAACGCCCACGUCCACCACACUGCAGCAGCAGCAACUCAGCAAGAUAGCAACCUCGUUGCCCAGCAGCAUUACCCUGAGUGCCAUCAACAGCAACAACAACAACAACAAUGUGAACAGCGGGAAUAACAACAACCGGCUGUUGACGAUGAAGAAUCCGAUUAAGACUGCCGCCACCAUCACACCCAUUGUGGGUGGCAAGCCGAUGACAAAAAACCAUAAGCCGCCGCCAUACAUCACAGCCGUGCAACAGCUGCAGCUGCAGAAGCAACAACAGCAGCAGCAACAACAGCAGCAGCAACAGCAGCAGCAACAACAGCAGCAGCAACAGCAGCGACAACUGGCGGCGGCCGUAACCAUGUUGCCCAGUGCGACGACCCUGAAGCGUGUGGAGAUCACAAAGGUCCCGCCGCAGGUCACGGCAGAGCAGGCUCCUAGCAUAACCCAAUCCCCAGUAGUAGUAGCAGCAACAACAGCGGCAGUAGCAGCAGCAGCAGCAUCAACUCUAGCAACAUCGUCGACGCCCACUACGCAAACAACUCAGCUGAUCUGUGAUAGAAAGUUGCCAGUGGCCAUGCCACCCAUGACCACAGUCAACGUCAACAAUGUGAAUGUCAAUGUGGUGGCCACCAGUGUGGUGAACACCUCGUCCGCCUCCCUGCAGACCUUAUCCUCGGUGUCCACGGCCUCCUCCUCCUCAUCCUCCUCCGCAUCCAUAAUCACCACCUCUACCUCAUCGCCGGCUGCGUUGCCCAGCACCUUGCGCAACUCACCCGCCAGCAAUGGGAGUGGCACACCGGGUCACGGCAACAAUGGCGGUGGCGAGGACAGCGGCAUUGAGUCCAUGGAUGCGCUCUCCGAGAAGAGUCCCCAUCAGCUCUCCUCCAGCAGUCCCAUUCAGGUGACCAAGGCGGCGGCGGUGACGAUGGUGUCGCAGCAGCAGCAGCAACAGCAGCAGACGAGCACCAUGGCCACAACAACUGCCACGACGGUGAUGCCACCUGUGAUUGCACCCAGCUCAACGCCAGUGGGAGUCACUGCAGCUGGAGCACCACCUCCAACCGGAGCCAGUUCCCUGCAACAACAGCAAAAACAGCAGGCGGAUGACGAGAUUGAGAAAGCGCUGGCCAAGAUGGAGGGUGAGGAUCUGGAGGACAUUGUCUCGUCGAUGAUAAAAGAGACUAGUGAAUGUGCCAGUGCUGCAGAUAGUGGUGGUGGUUACCUAAACAGCCUGGAGAACUCGCUGCCAGCGGCAACUGUUGCGACAGCAACUGCAACCACGAACACAAGUAGCUUAGGAAGCGUCAAGUUGAAUGGCGAACACCAUAUACUCGAACACGAUGAUCUCAUCAAGAAACUCACAGAGAGCAAACCACCGGCGAUCAAGGUGAAGCUGGAGGAGAUGCCCCCGCUGCUCACUAUCAAAAAGGAGCCGGCGAUUAAGGCGGUAGUAAGUGCGCUUAAAGUGGAAGCCAAGGUGGAGGUCAAAGCUGAACCGAAGGCAGAGCCCAAGCUGGAGGAGAAGAUGCAGGAGAAGCCUCCGGGCGAGUCCAAUUCAGCCUCCCUGCAGCCCAUUUCCAUCGAAAUACCUGCCCAGGUGGAUGGUGAAACGCCGCGGAUUCGGACGCGGGCCAGCAGUCGCCUGGAGAGUCCGCUGGAUGCACCGAAAGCGAGUCCCGAUCCCACAGUGCUCACUGGAGCCACGGCUCCGACGGCAACGGCAACUGCAAAUACGCCCAGCACCGCCAAGAGUCUAUCCCGCGCCUCCUCCACCGCCAGUCCGCGUGUGGUCACACCCACACCCAAUCACAACAACAACAACAACAACAGCAAGCGACGGCGACAGGAAUCCGAGUGCGGCAGCAGCAAUGAUGGCGCCGAUUUGGCCGAGAACAGCAUCAAGCGUCCACGUGUGAGCAGCGGUAAUGGUAGCACUCAAUCCACCACCACCAGCAACAAUGCAACAGAAGCUGUCGUCGACCACAACUCCAGUGCAGGAUUGCCCAAAAAGAUCGAGAUCGAGUCAUCCGAUUCGGAUGAGCCGCUGAUCGAGGUGGCGGGCAAGGUGCGCAACUCUAAGCAGGCGCAAGUGGAUGCAGCAGCCGAUGCGGCAGCAGCAGCAGUUGCGGCAGUGGAGAAGCACGUGACGCGGAGGAAUGCACAGCAGAUACAACCGCCACAGAACAAAACGGCCAGCAAUCACGCUCUGUCUGCCACUCCACCACUUGGAACACCGAGGACGGGCAAGGCUCAAGCGCCAAUUGGAAAUGCCUCAGCCGUCGCCAGCAGCAAUCACAGCAGCGGCACUUCCAACAAUGCCAGUGUUGUGUCCAGCACCUCAGCGACCACCACAACAAUGCCGGGCGGAGCUUUGGUGACCACCAGCCAAACCAACAGCGGCACGAGUGUGGUGCAUGCCACACGAGGAGCCACCGCAGCGGCGGCCAGCACAACCAACAACAAUGCCACCUCAGCCAGUUCGCCCACGGACGAGAAGAUCGGCACUCGGCGGAGCGUGCGAGCCAGUGCGGCUGCCAACAAGAUCAUCUACAGCCGCAGCAAUGCAGCCGCCGCUGCUGCAGCAGCCGCCGCCGCGGCAGAGCCGAAGGGAACACCUGGCAAGGCGGCAGCAGCAGUUGGUGGCAACAGCGCCGGCAGUGUGGAAAGCGUCGCGGAAGCAAGGCGAAAGACGCGCAGUGCAGUCAUUGGCGAGUCCAUGUUGACCGAGGGACGCCGGAGAAGAACGUCGCGUGACUACAAGUGACCAGAGUUUUGCGCCUUGGCUAAAGGCUUGAACCAUCCGAUCGAUGCGCACGAAGACGAUCUGCUGGAGCUAUUCGAAGACUUUGAGCAGCAACAGCAGCAGUCGCAUCAGCCGCAGCAGCAGCAGCAGCAACAACAACAACAACAGCAGCAGCUGGAGAUCAACAAUAGCAGCAGCAGCUUUCCUUUAGCCCAGGCGCAGGACGGUGACGGUGACGAUGACGGUGACGGUGAUGGUGAUGGUGAUGAGACCGCCGAGUAUGAGCAUAUGACGCGAGCAGCCGGCGGCUACAUGGAGGAGGCCGAUCACCUGCUGUCCUACCACAGCAGCAGCAGUGCCGCGGACGUGGAUGUGGACGAGGUGCUGAUGCCGGAGUUGGCCAAUGCCACGGCCCUGGACUGCGGCAACUUUGUCGACUACGAUGAGUUCAACUUGUGCCUGAACAACAUCCUCAGCGAGGAGGACGACAGUGGCAGUGGAGGAGGUGGUGGAGGCAGCGGCGGCGGCGGCGGGAUGGCCAGCAAACAUCAGCCAACAUGGCGCGAUGCCAGCGACGUACUCAACAUCGUGCAGCUAAACAACGAUUUGGGAUUGAGUUUCCAGGAGUUCGCCAGCGAGACGACGACGGCGGAUGAACAGCGCUCCGCCAGCAGCAGUUCGCCGCAGCUGGCGUAGUGAAGUCGGAUCACGGACGGCUACUUGUAUAUAACACACGCACUGAUACCGAACGCUUUCGUUUGUAGUUCUUAGGCCUAGUUUCCGUUGAGGAUUUUUGUAUAGUUAGUGGUAGCCACAAGUUGCAAUAAUGUUGCGUCUCAAAGCGAGCAACAUCACACCCAGACACACACACACCCAGACACGCACCCCAAACCCACACACACACACACACACACACCGCAGACAGGACGGUUGCAAGCGCCGAUUUACUUCGUUUACACUUUGUUUUCUGCCCCCAAGUCCGAGUUUAUCCGCCUAUAUGCCACCGUUCUCAUCUGGCACUACUGCUAACUGCUGCUCCCCAAGUAUCCACCCAUUGGAAAUGAUUUGCUAGUCAAGUGAAACAGGCAAUUUAAUGUAUAGCUCACAAGAUGAAAUUUUGAACAAAUUAGUUGAGUACGUAUUUGAGAAGCUCCCAUUAACACUAACGUAGAAUAGUUGGCUGAAACUGAAACUGAAACAAAACAAAAAACAUCUCCCCACGCGAAAACUCUCUCACGCAUGCAUAGUUUAAUUUGAAAAAUCUUAUUUCCAUGGACCGCUUUGUAAAUAUUUAGAUUCUUUACGAUGCAACAUGAACACACACAUUUCUAGCUUUAGGUUUUCUUACUUUUACGCGCUGCGCACAGUCGAAAGUCUAUAAGAAGCUGAUCCAUUGGAUCGAGCAGAUCAGAUCAGAUCAGAGCAGACCGCACGUUAACUUUAGUUUUUAUAUAUUUUUUGUAAUCUUCAUACUUAUGAAUACAGUACAUACAGAUAUAGCGUAUUAGUUUCCGUAAGCUUGCGUUGUUUCGAAAAUUUGUUUUUUAGUUUUAAAUGCUCUAGCCUAAGGACAGUAAUCUUAACGAGAAUUCUUUACCACAAUAUAUGCACAUGGAAACCUAUGCAAUAAGUUAGUCAAAAAUGUAAAAAGGCCAAGCACCACAAAAAAUUAUAAACACAAAAACCUACAAAAAAAAAAAAUACAAAAAAAAAAACAGAUCGAAAAAACAUAUAAGGAGAAGAGAAUGGAGAAUAUUGAGAAUCAGUCGCCUAGUAUUUGUCGUUUUGCAAAGUGAGAAAGAACUAUAUAAUGUUAUAUAUUUUGCAUAUGCAAAACACACAAGAAAAAGGGAUAUCGUAAUAACAAAAACAAAC
Molecule: messenger RNA, 9439 nt
Organism: Drosophila gunungcola (fruit fly)
Lineage: Eukaryota; Metazoa; Arthropoda; Insecta; Diptera; Drosophilidae
Gene: Ncoa6
Product: AF4/FMR2 family member lilli
Cellular component (GO): nucleoplasm; nucleolus
Source: RefSeq, a predicted model, not a curated record